Molecule: messenger RNA, 1371 nt
Organism: Trypanosoma theileri
Lineage: Eukaryota; Euglenozoa; Kinetoplastea; Trypanosomatida; Trypanosomatidae
Exons: 1
Coding region: 1-1371 (456 amino acids)
Source: RefSeq, a predicted model, not a curated record
AUGCCCCUUCGUGCACUGUACACCCCCUCAUCUUUACACCGUCAUUCACGACUACUUCCAUUUGAUGAGCUUUUCACCAAAGCGUCAUCAUCAUCAUCAUCAUCAUCAUCGACACCACUACCAGCCUUGCAGAGGAGAUUUCCUGUUCCCAAUGUAUCUGUGGAAACACACCUUGGCGCAGCAAGUGAGUUGCCUAAAGGCAAAACGGAAGCAGCGCAGUCUGAGAUGAAACUUAAUUGGCUGCAACAGAAUCUCCAAUUGUUGUCGGAUGGAAAAAAAAAUCAUGGAUUGAAUAGUAGGUCAAAGAUGCCGGAGGGAAGCCCACAAUGGCCACGCUAUACACUUUUUCCACAUAAUUGUGGGUUUAUCUACGACCCACCUAAUGAGUCCAAACUAGCGUUUGUUACACCAGAUAAUUAUUGUCAUCUCUGUCGGGAGCCGGUGGAGGUGGCAAUACGCCAUUGCGCCUGGUGGGAUCACGUAACACGACAGGCGGCUGUUCGUCUAAUAGCAAUUCACCCAAGAAGAUGGGAUCCUGCUGCGGUAGUAAAAGAGGCUGAGAGUUUUAUGCCCGCUUCUGUUAUGACAAGUCCAAAGCCUCAUCCAUUUUUGAAGAUUUCAAAAUCUUCAACUUUCACAGACCCCUUCAUGAUAGAUAUGAGCAGUUGCUAUGGCUUUGAGAGGGAGGCAGUUGUGCGACGGACAGAGUUGGCAGCACUUUUGCGUCUCUUGUGUACAAUGAAUAUCAAAAGUAGUACUAGUAGUAAUAGUAGUAGUAAUAAUAUUGAUAGAGAUAACCAUAAUAGUACAGAUGAUAGUGGGGAAUGUAGUUCAUUUAAUGAUCCAAUUCUUCGAGAGUCACUCUUCCUUUCAUCUGCUGGAAAUCCAGCUGCAAAUAUCGGAGAACGGACAUUUCGUGCGUAUAUUAGUCAAUUGAUCACUGUCCUUUUACCUCCUAUGGCACCAGAACCAACAACACGUAUACAACAACGUUGUUGGGGACGAAAAAAUCUAGAGAUAAUGUUUGACUUCCUUGGUAUAGCCUCAUUACAGAAACUUGUUGGAGCCCCUACUGUGGCCGUAACAAAGAAUGAGAAAGGAAUCAUAAUGCGCCAAAUUGUAUACGAAUUGGCGACUGUAAUUUCACAGUGUGAUGCGAUGGAGGCAGAGAUAUUUUCUGCAGAGAAGUAUAAUAGAAAUGCCUUGGAUACAGUGGUACAGACUCGUUUGUUGGUGGAAUUGACACUGCAGCGUUUGGCAUAUGAGUUGAUUUAUUUACAAACCACAGUAUUGAUGGAACAGGCAUGGGAGGUAUAUGUGAAACUUGGACUCCCAUCUGAGGCGAUGGUAGAGGCAAGUAGUUUUUUCUGA